Messenger RNA from Lodderomyces margitis, 840 nucleotides. RefSeq lists its product as uncharacterized. NCBI's taxonomy places the organism in Eukaryota, Fungi, Ascomycota, Pichiomycetes, Serinales, Debaryomycetaceae. The record is from RefSeq and is a predicted model, not a curated record. The coding region runs from base 1 to 840 and encodes 279 amino acids. The transcript has a single exon.
AUGGCUGAUUGUUUGGAGUGGUUAAAUGACACAUGUCACUGGUCAGGUUCAAAUCCGUUGAGUGAACAUGUCAUUCACAAAGGAGCUCAACCCAACUCAAAAGAAUCUGCUGCUGCUGCAAAGGGAGAUAACACAUCAGGAAUCGUUGGUUGGGACAACAAUGGUAUUGAUACUGCAGGUUUUGCAGCAUGGAGACGAGGAGAAGAAGUAUUGAACUCGGCUAGCUUAGACUACCACGUAUUUGGCACAAUUGGAAGUAGAAUUAUUGGUUUUGAUAAUUGGACACAAGAAGUAGAUGUCGAUGGUGACGAGGACGAGGACGAGGACGAUAGAUACAAGCCAGAUAUUGAGCCGGGAAUUGAAACACCACCUACUUCUCAGGUGCCGCUACCUUUGAAGAAUAUUAACUUUCGAGAGUUGGAAGGACAUUAUGAAGGCACUGAUUCUGCCAUGAACCCCAUACCAUCUGGCAAAUACAUUGAUUUGGCAAACCAUCAACAAGUGAAUGAGUUUAUGCAAGCUCAUUAUGUUGACAGUUAUAAUGGAUUCAAAGAACCGGAAUAUGGCUCUUAUUCGAGUACAACAGUAUUUUCCAAAAGAGAUUUGAUGAAGAAACCAUUUAUUGUACUUGGAAGUUUUUUCAAGAAAUUGUCAAUCCACAAAGAACCAGUUACAGGUCGUAAAUUGUCCCCUAAUUCAAGUUCAAGAACCAAAGAAGCAAAGGAUGAAGAAGUGCAGCGGGUAAUGGACCAUUAUUAUGUGAGAGGUUUUUCUGCUUCCGAAGUGUUACAAGAGGUGCUGCUGAGACUGCGUUUAAAUCAACUGCUGCUGAUCCAAUGA